Lingula anatina is the source of this 1722-nucleotide messenger RNA. RefSeq lists its product as uncharacterized. The record is from RefSeq and is a predicted model, not a curated record. Lineage: Eukaryota; Metazoa; Brachiopoda; Lingulata; Lingulida; Lingulidae.
AUGGGAAGGGUUAAAGAAGGUAUAAAAAUCAACCAGCAGCUAUCAGAAACUAACACCAAUCUCAGAGAGGAACUGGGUAGUAAGGAGGUAGUCAUUGAUGGACUGCGCCAAGAACUGGUGGAGACCAAGGCCAGUCUGUCCUCCCAGCCGCAGGAUGUGGUAGAGAAGAUGAGCAGAUUGCAACACAGUGUAGACAGCCUUGAGAAGGAGUUGAAGUCGCAAGAAGACAUGGUUAAAGGCUUGAGAGAGCAGCUGGCAGAAACAGUGACUGAGAAAAAUACCUUGACCUCUAGCCUAAACGAGGCUCACCUCCUAGUGGACAGACACGUCCAGUCCAACACCAGCCUGACCACCCAGCUGACCACCGCCCAGGCUGACCUAGAGGCCCUGAGGACACAGAAUGACCAGCUGAAGGUGGACAGUGAGGCCGUGGCCGGGCAGAUGAAGGAACAGGAGGUGCUUCAUCAGGAGGAGAAGGAGGCAUGGAAAAAAGAGGAGACUUCCCUGCAGGACCGUCUGAGUAGUCUUCAGAAGGACUAUGAGGUCCUGAGUAAGGCACAUGGUAGUCUGGAGGAACUGAACACCAUGUGGGCGGGGAGGAAUGUGGACCUGACUGAGGAAGUGGAGAGACUGAAGGAAGUCCUGAAUAAACCAAAGACUGACCAAGACCAGCAAACUGACCCCAAGGAGCAGUGCACAGUGGACGUCCAAACUAAGGUCAUAGGUCACCACACAGUGGACACCCAGACAGAAGGUGACUAUAGUGGAGUGGACACCAGAGCUGUGUACUGCCAGACAGUUGGAGAAGAGUUGUAUUCCAUUGCUAAAACACCUGUGUGUAGUUAUUCAUUUCAAGCUAACAUUUUUCUUUUGUUAGAAUUUCACCAAAUAGCAUGCCUUAUCAGGAAAGCCUGGCAUAUGUGGAGUAAGGGAGAUGGGUCCUGGUGGAGAUUCUGCAACAGUUUAUCUGUCCACAGACCACAGUACUGCACCAAAGUCUUCUGGCCAAGUAUCUAGCAAGGAGAAGCCUUUUGAACAACACUGCCAGAACCAGAAAGAUGGUGAUACAAAAGAAGGAGACAGAGAGAUAGAAAAGAAUGGGGAAGCUGAUGGAUUGUUGUUGAAUACAGAUCUUUUUGAAAUGAAAGAUGCAAAAAAAUUGGAAAAGGCAUUGCCAGUUCCUUAUGGAGAAAAUGUGGAUCAGAAGAAGUCUUUGAUGGAAAACCUUGAUUUUAAUCCAACAGUGUCAUGUGCUGAGCUGCCACCACAGUCAAAUGGUCCAUGCAAUGGGGAUGACUGCACUCUGCAUGACAGACACAUGGAAGAACAUGACAUGUCCAAGUCAGCGCCAUCUUACUCUACCCAGUCAGAACCUUCAACCAUGAUUGGUGCUCAUGCAGAUCUGCCCAACUUCAAACACAUUGUCACUGUGGAUAAGGAAAACCAGCCAAAUCUGAGAGGAGAACUUACUAGUCUGAGAGACAGUCCGUCAAAUGUGAGAGAAAACCAGUCAAGCCAAAGAGAAAAUCCAUCAAAUCUUAGAGAUGAUGAAACCAUCCCUGCAGAAACAAGCCAUACCAUUGGCCACCCUGGCAGCCAACCAGUGCCAUCCUCACAAGAUGUUGUCUGCAUCCCACAAAAUCAGAUAUGUGAGGAAGAAAAAGCAUGUCCGAGCUCUCUAGGAGAUAUCCAGUUUGCUGAGGGGAUGCCAAUUCAGCAGCA